This is a messenger RNA of Periconia digitata, 1629 nucleotides long. NCBI's taxonomy places the organism in Eukaryota, Fungi, Ascomycota, Dothideomycetes, Pleosporales, Periconiaceae. The record is from the annotation of a GenBank genome assembly.
CUGCGCCAGCCCGUGCUGUGUGUGCAUCUUCACUCUCAAGUCUUUGCUCUCUGCAGUCGCAAUCGUAUAGCAAAUCCAUCUUCAUUCGCAUCGCAUUCGCCGUAUCCAAUCGGAUUCUGGACGAGGACACGACCACCAAUUUUCAACAUGAGUGAUUCCGACACCAAGAUUGACGAGACGACGGCGGGCAAUGCGCCCAAGUCAAUCGGCGAGGGAGAGGCCCAAAUGCAAGAAUCAGAUCCUGUAGCUGAGGGCAAGCUCGUCCGCAAGCUUGAUUUGCACCUGGUUCCCGUGGUCAUGCUUCUCUAUUUACUCAGCUUUCUCGAUCGAGUAAACAUUGGCAACGCCCGAUUAUACGGUCUAGAGGAAGAUCUUGGUCUCAACCCUUCCCAAUGGCAAGUCGCCGUCUCCAUUCUAUUCGUCACCUACAUCCUCUCCGAAGUUCCAUCCAAUCUGGUUCUAAAGAAGCUUCGGCCUUCGCGCUACAUCGCCUUCAUCACCGUAUCUUGGGGCCUCAUUGCAACCCUCACGGGGGUCGUGCAAAACUACGGCGGCCUCAUAGCAUGCCGACUACUCCUCGGCCUGGUUGAAGGAGGACUGUUCCCUGGGAUGGCCGUCUACCUCACCUUCUUCUACACGAAGCGUGAACUGGCGCUACGAAUCGGGUACCUGUUCGUUUCCGCCGCGCUGGCCGGCGCAUGCGGAGGCCUCCUCGCCUUCGGCAUCGGCCACAUGGACGGCGUGAGCGGGCAACGCGGCUGGCGCUGGAUCCUCAUCCUCGAAGGCCUCCCGACCGUCGUCCUCGGCAUCGCCACCUUCUGGAUCCUCCCGGACAACACUGGCCACUCGUACUUUCUGUCGCCCGCGGAAAAAGACCUCGCGGCCGCUCGACUGACGCGGCAGACGGGGUACACGGCGGCCGCGGCGGAAUUCCACUGGGCCGAUGUGCGCAAAUGCGUCAAGGACUGGAAAGUGUGGGCUUUUGCGUUUGCGCAGUUCGGCGUCGAUGUCAUGCUCUACGGAUACUCGACUUUCCUCCCCACCAUCAUCAAGGGUAUCCAACCCACGGCUUCGUCCUCGCUCAUCCAGGUCUACACCAUCCCCUGCUACGCACUGGGCGCCAUCACCUAUCUGGUCGUCGCGCGGCUCUCCGACAGCCAGCAGCGGCGCGGCCUGUACGCGGUCGUGUUCGGCGUCGUGAGUAUCGUCGGGUACGCGAUGCUGAUGAGCGAUACGGGCUCCGGUGUGCACUACGCGGGGUGCUUCUUCGUAGCCAUGGGCCUAUACGUCAAUGUCGGGCUGCCAUUGGCAUGGCUACCAACCAACAGUCCCAGGUACGGCAAGAGGACUACCGCGACGGGGUUGCAGCUCACCAUCGGAAACUGUGCUGGCAUCAUGUCUUCGUUUCUCUACCCUGCAAAGGAGGGCCCGCGCUAUAUCCGCGGGCACGCCGUCACGCUCGCCAUGGUUGCCUUCUCCAGCACCGUUUACGCCUUCAUGUGGUGGUAUUUCUCCAUGGUGAACGCGCGGCGUGCUCGCGGCGACGAGGACCACAAGAUUGAGGGCAUGUCGGAUGAAGAAAUCGCCGAGCUCGGAGAUGACAGUCCUAGGUUUGUGUAUACCAUUUGA